AGCAUCGUCAGCGCUACGCCGUGUAACAAAACAAGCUCCCCGGUGAUUACCGGUGGGAGGAGUUAUGUCUGUUUUCUUUUUUUGUCACAUGAAACUAAAGCUUAACCGAAAGAAGAACGUACUAAAAUAACACGCUGCGGGAAUUUAGGCGAAUAAAUCGAGUAAAAAUGGCUUUAAGUAGGAAAUCUUCGGACGAAAUCAGGGAGCUGCUCGAUGAAUACGGGAUAAAACACGGACCUGUGGUCGACUCCACCAGAGGUCUGUAUGAGAAGAAGCUGAAAGAGGCCAUGGCCAAAGAUAAAAAAGCGAAACCAUCACCUGACAAAACCUACUACAGAGAGGAAGAGGAGGAAGUCACGUACCUGUACAGGACACCGAUCAGAAACGAGGCCUCAGGAGACAGCGGGACGUACAUGAGGUCGAGACCAGAGUGGAGCGCGAGGGAUUAUGAACAUGAGACGUCCUACUCAGGCUACUCAAGCUCCAAGCCUGAAUACAGCGGAAGAGGCUUCGCUGAUGCGACGUCCUACACGAGCUACUCAAGCUCCAAGCCUGAAUACAGCGGAAGAGACUUCACUGAUGCGGCGUCCUACUCCGGCUACUCCAGAUCCAAGCCUGAAUACAGAGGAAGAGACUACGUUGAUGAACCCUACACGUACAGCUCGCCGUCCACCUACAGAACCUCCUAUUUGAAAUCAACGCCCACGAAAUCGGAUCAAGAAGCUCCAAAGUCGCCCCGCCUCAUCCCCCUGUGGGUUCAGUUCGUGUUCUUCCUGGUUGUGGCCGUCUUCCUUUACAUAGUUUUUUCCAAUAUGGAGGCAAAUGAAUCCUUCAAAGGGAUACAAUGAUUUUCUUUUUAAUUCAUGCUAAAAGCUACUUUAUUUUUGCAUUUUAAUUUGAAGAAUGUAUCUCAGUUAUCGGGCUGCACAGUGGCUCGGUGGUUGCCACUAUACUUACCCGUGCUUUUAGGUAGAAUUGAGAGCUUCAGCGCAGCAUCACUUUAAAAACACACUACAUCCUUCUUAGUCUUACCUGCAGAGCAACGGUCGGUCCAUCCAGAUGGUUUCAGCGUGAACUGUUGAGGUUUUAGAGGUAAUCAGUCAGUUUACUCCAACUAAUAAGCCGUAGUCGCACAGAAAAUAUCCACAGAUUUCUCAGAUAUCACACUAAGAUGUCUCAUAUUUCGACACUUGAUAUUUGGGUUUUUGUUUGAUACACGAAGCGCCAUAAACCGCAAAAAAAGGAGUCCAGUCCACUCCAGUGUAUUGUGCUGAGCUUUGGACAUUUAUAUCAAAUCUCUGCAGUUCAGUCUGUCUGUCUGCAUGGGGACAUUCAGGUGAUACUGUUUUAUUCUCCAUAUCCGGUCUGUGAUGGGCUAAUAUCAUUUCAUAUUCAAACUGGACAGCAUACAUACGAUACUCAGAACAUAGUUCAAAUCUCAGAUUGCAUCAGCUGCAUUUCAACAUGUUUUAACUGGUUUGUAGUUUUUUCUUAGUACAGCAAAUUCAUUGAAUACAAUUUGAAUCCAUAUUUCAAAAUAACAAAAACACCCGUACUUGUGGCACAGUUUUCUAAUCAAUCUGUAUCAAAAGAUCUGUUUAUCAUAAAAAAACAAAAUUUUUUCCAGCUAUACUACUUGGAAAUAAUUGUAUUUAUAAGUCUGUUAUUCAUUCACUGUGUAUUUUUAAUGUAAAGAUUUACCAAAUUCUUGUAGUUUCCAUGAACUUAGUUUACAACUGUGCUUCCCUUUUUCUGUUAUCAGACAGAUUUCAGACCAGCUGUAACACAAGUGCCUCAGUUUUUGUGGGAGUAAUUGGAAUAUAGUUGUUCUUGUUUUUCAGUGUUAAAUUAACAAAAUAGGCACAGAGUUUCUGGGUGAAAAUAUAUUUCAAAAACAAGCUGUAAUGCCAUGCUUUGUUUCAGUAUAAUCAGCUCAGAUGUCACACUUUUGUACUACAUGAUCCAGCAUUUAUAUCCCACCAGUUUGUUGUGAUUUGUUUUGUAUUGCUGUUUCAUAAUUAAAAAUAUGAAAUGUA
Molecule: messenger RNA, 2036 nt
Organism: Stegastes partitus (bicolor damselfish)
Lineage: Eukaryota; Metazoa; Chordata; Actinopteri; Pomacentridae
Product: emerin
Exons: 9
Coding region: 168-848 (226 amino acids)
Source: RefSeq, a predicted model, not a curated record